AUGGAGGAGGAGGAGUACAUGAGCACCGAGUUGCAGAGAAUUCUCGAGGAAUUCACGAGAAUUAAAGACGCGUAUCUGGCGUUGAAAGUUUACAGCGAAACACAGGAGGAGGCAUUGUCGAUUGAGAAACAUCGUUCUGAGAAAUUGAGGGAGAAUUUGGAGAAACUUUCCAACACUUUCUUCCUCCUCGAGAAAAGGUACAAAUCCAACGUGGAGAAAUUGCAGGCUGAGAAUGGAAAUUUUCGAAAAAUGAUCGAAGAAUUGGGAGAGCAGUGCGAGCAUCUGCGUCUCGUCAACGCUGAUCGCAAUGGAUCGGAUUUCGACGCAGUAUGCAGAUUGCAAGACGAAGUGGAAAUUUUGAAAUCACAGUUAGCCAUGCAGGAGGAAAAGCAAAACGAAGACAUUGCUGUGCUGAAGCAGCAACACGCAGACGAAAUACAGAGGUAUAAAAUGUUGCUGCAGAACGCGAAACAGGGCUCCAUUUCCAGUAAACCUGCAAAAAGAGGACGACCAAAGAAUUCAGAGAAACGUAAAAAAAAUACCUCGUACUUUAGAUGGCCAGAAUUGGACAUAACAAGAGCGAAUGUCACGCCUAUGGAAAAUGAGGUGGAAACCGGAAAUGGUGACAGUAGAGCAAAGAAAAGGAAAUUAUUCCACGAAGACAGGGAAAUUGUAGUGGAUAUUCCGUAAAAUAUACGCGAUUUAUCGUGUCGACGUUCAAGACAAAAUUAAUGGAGCGUUUAUUAAACAUUCUGAAUAAUGUAAGAUACAU
This is a messenger RNA of Eufriesea mexicana, 772 nucleotides long. RefSeq lists its product as uncharacterized. The record is from RefSeq and is a predicted model, not a curated record. Lineage: Eukaryota; Metazoa; Arthropoda; Insecta; Hymenoptera; Apidae. The transcript has 5 exons. The coding region runs from base 1 to 690 and encodes 229 amino acids.